AUGAGCUACAAAAGAGGUUCCACCAGUAGUCGCGGGAGAGGCGGGAGACAGUCAGGGCCCCAGCUUCCCACCACCCUGAUGGCAGAGGUGGACCCGUCAGGAUCGACCAGCAAUAGAAAUCGGGGACGACCUCGAGGCGCGGGACCUCGCAACAUCCCGAGACCGCAGAAGGAGGAUACCAAAGCUUCUCUCAGAGAAUUCAACGCAGCCCAGCGGCCAUCCGCCCCAUCGUUGCCCCCGUCUGAACCGCAAAAACCCCUACCCCGGCCGAAGCGGCAAAAGAUCGACGUUCCCGCCGAGCCACCAGCCAAGAAACGAAAGCGACCCGAACUAUCCCUGCCUGGAAAGUCUUCGAAGGAUGCAGAGGAUGGGGAGAUAGAAUGGCUAGAGUAUAUGUUGAGGAAAGAGAAAGGCAACGAGGAGCUGGAAGACGGAUUAGAUGAUCUCCUCGGUUUCGCAGACCUCGUUGGGCCUGGGGGAGAAGGAUUAGGACUGGCAGACGAAGAGGAGUCUGUCUCGGACGAGGACGAGGGGAACUCAUCGGACGAGGAUGACGAGGUGACGGCCGAUGCCGAAACUACCGAUGACGAGCAACAAGCGCAAGAGGAAGCCAAGUCCGAGACUGCCACCUCACCGAGAGAACCACCCCCUGAGUCCACCGAUGACCCCCUGCCCACAUUCGCAGCGCGCUACAUUCCCCCUCAUGAGCGUGCGGCGCAAUUAGAGGCCAAGUCUCGCGGUGACAAGGCAAAAGAGCUGGAGCGAGCCAAGUUGGAGCGUAAAGCUCAAGAUGUAACAACGUGCCUCACAAAUCUGAUUCUCUUUACCAUUGCCAACCGGAGCAACCUGCUCGAUUCGUUCGUCAUCUUAUACGCCACACUGGUCGGCGCACUGUACCGGAUCCUAGGAACAGAGUUUGGAGCCCACUUCGCCCACGCAACCAUAACCAAGUACCACCGGUCAAACCCCGAGGACAUGGCAGAAUCCUCCAAAUCAUCCCUCAACCUCUUGACACUCAUCGCUGAGCUCUACAAUGCACAGGUCAUCGGGGCCAACCUCAUCUACGACCUCAUCCGCUCGUUACUGGCCGAAACGCCUCGAGAAGCUGCCAUUAUGGGGGAGAUCCAAGUAGAGGGGCUGCUAAAGCUCUUGCGGUGUUCAGGCCAGCAGCUUCGGUCAGACGACCCAGCGAGCUUGAAGGACAUUGUGAAUCUUGUUCAGGACAAGACCAAGGGGAAAGAAAAGACCAUGACAACCCGAGCGAGAUAUAUGAUCGAGACGCUAGUCAAUCUCAAGGGCGGCAAAGCAAAGUCGACGCAAAACACAGAUGAUGAGGCGGUCAAUCGAAUGAAAAGGUUUCUCGGUGGUUUGAGCCGCAAGCGAAGAGUCGCCGUCUCAGAGCCACUCAGAGUCUCGCUGCAAGACUUUCUUGAUGCCGACACGCGAGGCAAGUGGUGGCUUGUCGGUGCCGGUUGGGCGGGCAAUCCCCUCGUCGAGCGGGAAAGGGUCACCAAGGUCGCGAGUACGAAGACCGAGGCGGUGGAGGAUGAGCAAAUUCUGCUCGAAGCAGCGAGGAACCAGGGAAUGAAUACCGAUGUCCGGCGUAGUAUCUUUGUGAUCCUCAUGACGAGCGAGGACUAUAUACAUGCCUGCGAUCGCCUCUCUCUCCUCAAAUUCACCGAGACCCAGCAGCGGGAGUUCGUCCGGGUCGCUCUUCACUGUUGUGCUACAGAAAAGACCUACAAUCCCUAUCACUCACUCAUAAUCAACCAUCUCUGCGCGGAAUCCUACUCUCAUCGGUUCACCCUCCAAUAUGCUCUGUGGGACUUUUUGCGCGAGUUGGGGGACGAUGCGGGAAAGGCGGCCAAGUUGCGGUGUGCCAAUGUCGCGCAAAUGUCGGCAUACGUGGUCGGGCGGCGGUCGCUCGAUAUUACCGUCUUCAAGGCGUUCGACUUUGUCAGCCUCAAACCUGUAGCCGUUCACUUCUUCGCGGUAUUCGUGUCUCGGCUCUGCCUCGCAACGCAAACGGUGUCUCCACUGUUUUCUCUGCCAAAAGCCUUCCGGCUCCAGGAUAUCGAUGAGGAGGCUGUCGAGGAGACGUUCGAGAAAGCUUUGACCAAUUAUACGUUGGCACAAGGAUUGACUUGGAUCGUUCGGCGGCCGGGGGCGGUAGAGCAGGGGAGCAGGGGGCUUGGCGAGACAGCGAAAAGUGUGAUCCAACGGGUAAUUAGCGUAGCAUCGCAGGUGCUAUCUCGAGCGGUGUGA
Messenger RNA from Dioszegia hungarica, 2265 nucleotides. Its product is annotated as putative osmoregulation-related protein. The transcript is spliced from 9 exons. The coding region runs from base 1 to 2265 and encodes 754 amino acids. Gene Ontology annotation, biological process: ribosomal small subunit biogenesis. Gene Ontology annotation, cellular component: nucleolus. NCBI's taxonomy places the organism in Eukaryota, Fungi, Basidiomycota, Tremellomycetes, Tremellales, Bulleribasidiaceae. The record is from RefSeq and is a predicted model, not a curated record. Gene Ontology annotation, molecular function: protein binding; RNA binding.